Messenger RNA from Scomber japonicus (chub mackerel), 2670 nucleotides. RefSeq names its product protocadherin-20 (gene pcdh20). NCBI's taxonomy places the organism in Eukaryota, Metazoa, Chordata, Actinopteri, Scombriformes, Scombridae. The transcript has 2 exons. Gene Ontology annotation, molecular function: calcium ion binding. The coding region runs from base 1 to 2670 and encodes 889 amino acids. Gene Ontology annotation, cellular component: plasma membrane. The record is from RefSeq and is a predicted model, not a curated record. Gene Ontology annotation, biological process: homophilic cell-cell adhesion.
AUGUUCAACAGCAAACACCUCAGCCUUAGCAAAAGAGGAGGAAUAUGGGGAUUGUGCAUCAUCUUGCUUUACACCAGCCCUCUUUCCUGUUUUGCAAAUUUCAGUCAAGCUAAAGAGCUCAUCUAUAAGAUAAAGGAGGGAUUACCCAGGGGGACCUUCAUAGGGGCCAUUGGAGUAGACUUAAAUUUGGAUUUCACAGUUGAGCCCCCAUUUUUAUUCAGUCUGCCUCAAAAGAAGGUCAAUGGACAGUAUGUGAACCUAAAUAAUACCACCGGAGAGCUUUACACAUCUGCUACAGAGAUUGACAGGGAGACACUCUGUCCUGAUAACACAGAGGGAAAAGGAUGUGUCCUCGCACUGGAUGUGUUUGUGUUGCCUCAGCAGUAUUUUCAGCUGGUGAAAGUUAAGAUCUUUAUUGAGGAUGUGAACGACAACAGGCCAAAGUUCCCUGUGGAUGAGAUCUCUAUAUCUGUCCCAGAAAAUACACCUGUCAAUGCCCGUUAUGCAGUGGAGCAGUCUGCAGUUGACCCAGACCUGGGUCUUCAUGGGGUGCAGACCUACUGGCUUGUUAAUGACUUUGGCGUGUUCACACUGGAUGUUGAGGAGAAUGAGGGGGGUGAGCUGACACCCUUCCUCAUUGUGACAGAAGCUUUGGACAGAGAGACACAGGCUGAAUACAUCACAGAUAUCAUAGCAGAGGAUGGAGGGACCCCUCCUCUACUUGGCGCAGCUACUUUAAAAAUUGUCAUCACGGAUGUGAAUGAUAACUGCCCCCAAUUCAGUGAGUCGCACAUUAAUGUCACUCUGCAUGGGAAUACCACCAAAGGGGCACAUUUGGCACGUCUACAUGCUUUUGACCCUGACCUUGGUGCUAAUGCUCAGAUCAGCUAUGCUUACAGUGAACGUGUGCCAAGGGAUACCAGGAGCUUGUUCCAUUUGGACAAAAUCACAGGGGUGAUCAAGCUAGCAGGGAAAAUAGACACUGGCACAGCCACAUUUUACAAACUCAUUGUUCUGGCCAAUGGACCUGGCUGUAUACCUUCUGUUGCCAUCAUUACUGUUCAUAUCAUCAAAGUUGUGACAGGACCACCUGCUAUCAUACCCCGGUAUAUUGCACCAGAAAAGGAUGGAGUGGUAACAAUAAAGGAGUCUGAGCCAGUGUUUUCUCCAAUCGCUUUUUUUACCAUCAAAAACAUUGAUAUGAACCAAAGGGUGGACUGUCAUUUGGAGGGUACUGGUCCUUUCAGGCUUGGUCCCUAUCAGCUAUUCAAAAAUGAAUACCUGCUAGAGACUACUGAGCCACUGGACUAUGAGAAGACACAGGAAUAUGAACUGAUCAUGGUUGCUGAGAACAUGCGGGGGCUUGUCAUCAAGACUUUCCUCAAGGUGCAGGUAUUGGAUGAGAACGACAAUGCUCCAGUGUUUCAGCAGUCUUUGAUGGAACUAUCUAUAGAGGAGAACAAUCCACCAAAUGCCUUUCUAGCCCAGCUGCAAGCCACAGACCAGGACAGUGAAAGCCGAGGGGAAGUCAUCUAUCUCCUUGGAGGUGACACCCCUGGGAUCUUUGUUAUAGAUCGUGUGACAGGUGUCCUGACUGUGGCAACAUCUCUGGACCGUGAAGAAAAAGAGACAUACCGGUUCAUAGUAAGAGCGGUGGACCAGGGGACACCCAGGAGGGAGUCUAUUGCAACUGUGGUGGUGACUGUGCAAGACCGCAAUGACAACAGUCCGCGCUUCAUCAACAAGGAUUUCACUUUCUUUGUGCCGGAGAACUUUCCAGGGUACGGUGAGAUUGGAGUCCUCUCUGUGACAGAUGCUGAUGCUGGGGAAAAUGGCUGGGUUGCUCUUUCUAUCCUCAAUGGCAGUGACAUCUUUUUGAUAGACACAGGCAGAGGAACACUCAGGGCCAAAACAUCAUUAGACCGUGAGCAACAAGGAACAUACCAGCUGUGGAUUGAGGCCAUUGAUGGUGGAGAGCCUGCACUUUCCUGUGUCACAAUGGUGACCGUGCUGCUGCUGGAUGUUAAUGACAACCCACCUAUUGUCUUAUUCCCCCAGUCCAAUCAGUCCUACAUGCUAGUGCUUCCCACUACAUUACCAGGGACGUCAAUCACAGAGGUGUACGCUGUGGAUAAGGAUACAGGCAUGAAUGCUGUGAUUGCAUAUAGCAUCAUAAAGAGGAAAGGUGGGGAGCCAGGGUCAUUUGUCAUCGACCCAGAUACAGGAAAUAUCACAUUAAAGAGGGAGCUCAGCAACCGCGGACUCUACAGCCUUCUGGUGAAGGUCAGUGAUCAUGGUCAGCCAGAGCCGCUUUACUCAACAGUCAUGGUUAACUUCUUUGUCAAUGAAACAGUGAGCAAUGAGAGUUACAUCCAGAGUCUGCUGACCAAAGAGGCUGACAUUGAGAUAGAGGAGAGGCCCUGGUACAUUGGUCAGAUGAGAGAAGGGCCUGAGCGGUAUGAGCUGUUCUCCUGUCAGUCUGCCCUCAUUGCUCUUUCAGUGACAUGUCUAGGACUAUUCUUCUCAGUUGUCACACUGACAUCUUACAUAUGCUGUAAGAGGUUUAAAAAAUACAGGAAGAAACAAUCAGAAGUGGAAAUACCUUUAAAAAUGAAGAAUGACUCGAUACAGGGUGUGAACAGGAAGCUCAGGCAGAUCUCAAACAUCUGA